This is a messenger RNA of Coffea arabica (coffee), 3591 nucleotides long. RefSeq lists its product as uncharacterized. Gene Ontology annotation, molecular function: nucleic acid binding; RNA-DNA hybrid ribonuclease activity. Lineage: Eukaryota; Viridiplantae; Streptophyta; Magnoliopsida; Gentianales; Rubiaceae. The record is from RefSeq and is a predicted model, not a curated record.
AUGAAGACAGGGAAGCUGUGGCGCUUGAACUUCCUGCCCCGGAACGACAGCAGGGGCCGCCUCAUGAGGUGGAGGAGCCCACAGGCAGACCCAGCUCCUACGCCAAUUCAGGAGUUGGUAAUAGAGCUGGAGGGAGAAGGGAGCGGCUUGGGCAAUCGUUUUGAAGUCCUUAGUACGUUAGGGGAAAGCUGUGGGGUGGCUAGGACAUUAGAGGCUGUCCGUGCCUCCUCAUCUCCAACGUCCUCCCAAGGAGAGGCACACGCGUCAUUAGAGGAGCUUCAACUUUUUAACCAGGAGAACGCCACCCAAGCGGAGCUUCCUGCUAGUUUUGGAGAAGAGGCCAAACAGGACCCGAAGGAUACCCAAGGUGCGGACAUCAAGAGGAAGCCCAUGUCUGAGGUUAAGCAUUUGGACGAGGUCCGUAGAAGGCUAAAGCUAGACCACGGGAACUCGUUCUUAAACGGUAAGGUGUGGUGUUUAUGGAGUGGGACUCUCAGGCUCUCUUUUCAGGAGGGUGAAGAUCAAGUUGUGCAUGGUGGACUCACGUUCCAGUCUGGCGAGACUAUUUCUGUUUCGGCGGUCUAUGCAAAGUGCACUAGAGUGGGGAGACGGCCCCUCUGGAGCUGCUUGGAGGGCUUCAGUAGGGGAAGGAAUGAGCCGUGGAUCAUAGCGGGGGACUUUAAUGUGAUCGCGUCCUCGGAAGAGCGGAGAGGGGGCCGUCCAGCUAAUGGCACUAACAUGGACGAGUUCAAUUCAUCCAUGUUCACAUGUGGACUCUCCCUAGUUGACUUUGAUGGGUGUCCCUUCACCUGGACGAAUGGCAAGAUUUGGCAGCAUUUGGACAGGGCUCUCAUUAAUGCCCGGUGGGCGGCGGCAUAUCCAGUCACAAGAGUCUCUCACCUUCCCCGGGUCUGGCAAGGGUCGGGCUCAGGUGUCGGGAUGCAACUGUUCUACUCCAAGCUGUCGUCCCUUCGAACUCAGCUGAGGAAGUGGAACAAGGAGGAAUUCGGGAAUAACUUUGCUCGAGUUCAGUCAGCAGAGGUUACAUACAAACAACGAGAAGCAGAGUUCGACUCAACAGGCGACGUUUCCUCGAUGACCCAUUUACAUGAGGCAAGGGCCAUGUACCUAAGAGAAUUUGUCAAUGGAAUUGGGUACGUCCCUCCUCCCACUCUGCCCCAAGAGUUGCCUAGAGUUUCGGAGGAAGAGGACGCGGGGUUACGGCAUUUACCGGAUCUGGAAGAGAUCCGAGCAGUGGUGUUCGCUAUGGAUGCAAAUAGCGCUCCGGGGCCAGACGGGUUCGGGGUGGGCUUCUAUCAACAGUGCUGGGAGAUCAUCAAAGCAGAUCUACUUGGGGCAGUGCAGGAUUUUUUUAAGGGAGUGCAGCAACCCAGGGGCUUCUCAAGUGCGUUACUGGUAUUGAUCCCAAAGACGGAGGGGGCCUGCCAGUGGAAGGACUUCAGACCAAUUAGCCUUUGUAACACAAGUUCCAAGAUCAUAUCGAAGAUUCUGGCAAAUCGAUUGGGGAGUCUGCAACCCAAGCUCAUUUCGCCGUGGCAGACAGGGUUUGUUCCAGGAAGGGGCAUUAUGGAUAAUAUCUUGCUGGCUCAGGAGCUAGUGUUGGAGUUAGAUAGGAAACUGACCCACCCAAAUUUGGUGCUCAAACUUGAUAUGGAGAAAGCGUAUGAUAGAGUGGAAUGGCCUUUCCUUCUGUUUAUGCUUAGGAGCUUUGGAUUUUCAGAGUCUAGCAGGGGAGUGCGACAGGGGGAUCCGUUGUCACCUGCGCUCUUUUUGUUUGCAGCGGAGUUCCUUGGGCGGGGCCUCCAGCAGCUUGGACUUAAUCAUAAGGAUAGACGUUUUGUGUCUGCUGGUGCCACGGUGCCCUACCUGGCUUUUGCCGAUGACACAAUCAUCUUCACUCGGUGCUCGGAACCGUCCCUGACAGCUCUCCAUGAGUUUCUCCUGCUAUAUCAAAAACAGUCCGGGCAGAAGGUAAAUACGGGGAAGAGUACUCUCCUUACGCCCGCUCGCAUGUCGGAGGAACAUAUUAGGUUGGUGGAGACAACCUUGGGCUUUUAUAGACAGUCUUUUCCAAUAAAAUAUCUAGGGGUUCCCCUGGUCCGUGGAAGAAUGGGCACCAUAGUCUUCGAUCCCCUACUAGCGAAGUUACGGGCACGCCUAUUCCAUUGGAGCUCUAAACUUCUGAAGACUGCACUGGGCGGCGUGGGAGAAGCUAUCUUCGCCUGUAAGUCAUGGUGGCAGUUACGGAAAAAUGAUUCGAUAUGGGCUGGCUAUAUGCACAGUAAGUACAUUAAGAACUCUCACCCGUCAAUCGCUGUAGUGGAUCACCUCCCGGCAUCAUGGCGACGUUUGUUAGCAGUUCGAGAUUUUGCGGAGAGGCGGAUUCGCUGGUGCCUAGGGAAGGGAAUAGUUGACUUCUGGCACGAUACCUGGUGUGGUGAUCUACCUCUAGCGCUAGUGGUGGGGGUCGCCAAUCCUCCUCAUGCCCUGGUGGCAGAGUUCUUCACAGCUCAUGGCUGGAAUGUUCCUCGGCUUAAGGAGUGGGUGCCCGACUUUGUGGUGCAGCGGAUCACUAACAUCCGUUUCUUUCCUGAACAGGACGAUGCCAUGGUUUGGGUACCAUCACACAAUGGGGAUUUCUCUGUGGCCUCCGCGUGGGAGGACAUCCGCCAAAGACGUCAUACAUCGUGGAUUGAUCGCUAUAGCAAGGGGGUCGCUUUAUGUUCUAGGUGUAGCUGUUGCCACCAGGCUCAAGAGACUGUCAGUCACUUGUUCCUAAAUGGCACUGUGGCUAGGACGGUGUGGGACCAUUUUCUCAAAAUGUUCGGUCUUCUUCCGGUUAACGCGGCCAGCGUGUCGGCUAUGCUAUCCCACUGGUUCUUCUCUCACUCCAAAGUGUCACCAACACAUGUGCGGGUCCUGGUCCCUUUAUUGGUUCUCUGGUUCAUUUGGAAGAGCAGAAACUCAAUAAGAUUUGAAGCUGCUUCGUUCUCUCCGACCCAGGUGAUCUCCCGGGUUGAGGAGUUUUUGGAUCAGAUGGGUAAGUCUCAGGCAUUCUCCACGACCUCUUUUGCAGGUGAUCGGGACUGUCCAUGGGCAAGGUUUGGAGGCCCCUGUAGGUGGGAUAAAAGUGUUGUCCCUGUUACUUGGGAAAAGCCACCGCCGGGUUGGCUCAAGCUUAACACUGAUGCCGGUGUCCUGCACGGCAAGGCAGCUGGGGGAGGGGUCCUGCGGGACCACUGUGGUAAGGUGUGCUUCGCCUAUUAUAAGGAGUUCGGAGAGUUAGACGUGUUGGAGGCAGAGGCGUGGUCACUCCUGCAUGGCCUCCAGCUGUGUGCAGAUCGCAAGGUCCGAGCGCUAACUGUAGAAUCAGAUUCAAAGCGGAUGGGUGCAUCUCUUCACCAUAUAUUCCGUGAGGCCAAUUCGGUGGCGGACGCAUUGGCUUCUCUGCAAUUGGGAAGGCAGCAGUACUACAUCUCAGGUGCGGCUCUGCCUAUCAGGCCCAGAGGAGAGGCUCUUCUGGAUCGUCACGGAGUACCUCGGAUCCGGGAGGUGCUCACUAAGGCUUGA